Elaeis guineensis (African oil palm) is the source of this 698-nucleotide messenger RNA. Its product is annotated as RING-H2 finger protein ATL48. Lineage: Eukaryota; Viridiplantae; Streptophyta; Magnoliopsida; Arecales; Arecaceae. The record is from RefSeq and is a predicted model, not a curated record.
CGAGGGUGACCGGAUACUAGACUUUAACGCUUGGGCGAUGGUGGCUCCUGCCCCUGUUUCGUGCCCUGGUAGACGAGCGAGCGGUCGGAGAAAAAGAAGCCUCAACCAAUUUUUCCAUCACAAUCUAGUUUUUAUUUUUUUUCUUCGUCGGCGUAUGAAUGGAGAAGAUGGGAGCCGCCGAUUCGCAGGUUGAGGACCUCUUCGGUCAGAAGAAGCCCGUCAAGAAUCCUCUCGUCCCCAUUGGUGCGCUUCUUACCGCUGGUGUGCUUACAGCGGGCCUGAUCAGCUUCAGACAAGGAAAUUCUCAGCUGGGACAGAAGCUAAUGAGGGCUCGUGUUGUAGUUCAGGGUGCGACGGUUGCUCUGAUGGUUGGCAGUGCUUACUACUAUGGAGAUCGAUUUAUGUUUUCUAAGAAAUGAAGUCAUCUUGGAUAAAGAUGGUAUACAAUUGUGCUUUUUGCUCUGCUCCUGCAGCUGAAGUUUUUUUUUUUCCCUUGAAAAUAUUCUGGACCAUAAUCCCUGUCACCAAAAGAAAAUAUUUCGUAAACAGAGAGACAGCUGAUGUUAUCACCUGCAGAAAUAUAGUCGUGACUAAAUGAAUAAUGUUCAGCAUUACAUGCUUGCUACUGCUAGUUUAUUGGGGCAAUUGUAUGGCUAAAUUUUACACUUAUUUUUAUAAAUUUAUGCCUUUAAUAGUUA